AGAGAGAGAGUUCGCCGCGGGAAUUCUCGGUUGCUAAGUCCCGCGCUGCUGUAACUCGGUAACCCACACUUAAACACACUCGAGAUGGAUUUAUGAUGGAGUGUUUUGUGUUUUUGACGCCAGGAGUCUAGCCCGCGGUGUAAUCUCCAUCAGCUCGAGCUCAGCUACACCCUCAGCUGAACUGAACUGAACUCUCCCGCGGUUCUCUUUGGAGCUCGAGACGCGCCGCACGCGCAAAGUUUCUCAGCGCAGUUCGACGCACGCGCGCUCCUAAUUAACCACAGUCGUCAAGGUGUAGAAUGUCCUCAAAGGGACGCAGAGUGUCCGAGGAGAAGAGGGGCCAUGAUGAAGGCCGGCUUGUGUGUGAGGAACGGCUCGGGAGUGCAGGAGUGGACGGACGGGUCCAGAUAUGAGGGAGAGUUCCUGAAUGCGCUAAAACACGGCGACGGAGCUUUCACCUGGCCUAACGGAGAGUGUUAUAAAGGCUCCUUCUACAAGGAUUACCGCCAUGGCAGAGGAACCUACUUCUGGCCAGAUGGCUCUCAGUUCAAGGGAAGGUUUUAUCUGAAUCAUAAAGAGGGCUAUGGCGUCCAUCUUUUCCCUGAUGGAACCAUUUUUGAGGGUCUGUACCAUGCUAAUGAGCGUUUCGGACCUGGAGUGAUGUCAUAUCCUGAUGGCCGCCAGGAUGUUGGUCUAUGGUACCGCCAGUGGCUACUGCGACUCUGCACCACUGUUAAGGGAGGCUUCACCUUAACGGACAUCCCGGAACACAUGGCCCGACUCACACAGCAAAACCUGACACAGAUCAAGUCUCCGCCUUCCUUCACAACGGGGUCUUGUAUGGAAAGCCAGAAUUUCUUCACAGUUGACACAUAUCUGCUGAGCGACUCCUCUCAUCAGGAGGACGAGCAGUUCAUCCUUCCCCCAGGCAUUGAGAGCUACUCCACCGACUCAGACCACCUGCCUAUACCCCGGCGCCUGCGUCAAGAACUCGACUUGCACUUCUUUAACAGAAGCAAUGUCAGCAUGCCUUUGUUCUCUAAUGGAGUACCUCUUCAGCAGAGAAUGGAGGCUCACAUCCACUCACACAGAUUUGAGGUUGAGGAUUUGGACUGGGAUGUUGCCGCAGUCCUGGCUAUGAACCGGGAUCACUUUGGAUCUAAGGGCCCUCUGGAGCUCAGGUCAGAAAGGCUCAUUAGAGAGGCAUCGCUUGGUGACCUCCAGAAGGUCCAGAGCAUCCUUAGAGAUGGAAAAGUUCACCCGGAUGUAGGUGAUGUGAGCGGACACACUGCACUCAUCGCAGCUACGGUCAGUUGUCAUUAUGAUGUGAUCAACAUGCUGCUGGACAGUGGGGCCGAUGUGAAUAAGCUGAAUGCUGAAGGGAUGUCUGCUCUGGCUGUGUGCAGUGUCCUUUACUACCCACUCCAUUCUCUACAAGAGACAGUGGCUGAAAAGACUUCUCAGGAUGUCACCACAGACCCAGAGAUCAGCGAGUCCUCAACCCUGGCAAACAGCCCACAGGGGGCUGCAGGUGAGGAAAGGCCAAAAGAUGACGUUGAUACAGAACUGUCAGUCACAGACAGCCAAACUAACCAGGUGAAGCCUGAAGAGUGCAGCACAGCUCAAAAGCCUGAAGCUCCCGAGCACGCUGAGGAAAUUAAAACCCCCAGUAAAGAUGAAGUGGUUCAUCAGCAGAUGCAAAAUGGGCAGGGCAGGGUGGUAGAGGCUUCUGCUUGCCGCCAAGGUGAUGAUGAGGGUGAAAAUGUCAUUUCCGCUGAGAAAGAGGAAAAAAUUGACAGAAAUAGGACCCCAGGAAAGGACCCUGGUUUUGACUUGGCUAGUUCUGUGACUAGCUUCCACACCGACACAACAGAGGACAUCAUGCAGCAGAUGGCUGAGGUUCCUUGUGAAACUGGUCAGGUGUCAUCUGCAGAAACUCAGGAGACAGUUCACAGGAUGACUGUCAUGAAAACUGAAAAUGAGGCCUACUGGGCCACCAUGAAGCUGCUGCUGGAGCGAGGAGCGGACCCAAACGUGUCCAGCAUUCCGAUGCCUGUCAUUUUCCUGGCCAUAAAAGCAGGCCACGUUGAAGCUGUGCAGAGGCUGCUAGAAUGUGGCGCUCGCACAGACCUGCUCUUAACAGCUGAGCAAAAGGGCCUGUACCCGCUCCAUGUAGCAGCUGGACUAACUGGCCCAGAGGGUCCUAAGAUCACAGAGCUGCUCCUGCAUGCUGUUGCAGACCCUGAUGUGAAGGCACAGGACUCCAGCGAAGUGUACGAUCUGGACAAGACCUCAAAGGAGGAGCAGGUGGGUGGUGGAAACCCGUCGUCCCUGGGUUCUGAACCCCCAACCUGCAUUUAUACAUCCUCCGUAGAGGCACGUAAGGAAGGGGGAAGGACUCCACUUCACGUGGCCUGCCAAAGAGACACGGAUUACGCAAAUGCCAGAGAUGUCGUCUCUAUUCUUCUCUCCCACAAAGCAAGCACUGACCAUCUGUGGAGCGGCCAUUCCCCCCUCUCCCUGGCCAUUGCCAGUGGCAACGACCUUGCUGUGGAUGAGCUUCUGGCUGCUGGAGCCGAUCCUAACCUGCCCCUCUCCUGCCGAGUGGGCAGUGCACUGUGUGCUGCCGCCAACAUCCACUACAACUCUGGGCCUCGCCUGCGCAACAGAAUCAAACUGGUCGAGAAGCUGGUAAAGGCUGGUGCCAAUAUCCUGAUGCCUGUAAUGGUUGGCGAGAGGAGCAGGAGUGCUACAGGAACAGCAGUGGAUUAUGCUUAUUAUAUGUUUAACAAGGACCGGCGAGUUGCUCACAUCCCUUACCAUGCUCUAAAACAGCAAGAGAGGGAGGCCUACAACGGCCGCCGACAGCUCAUCACCAUGAUGGCAGAGCUGAUGAGACAAGCUGCCACCAGCAUGGAGAAGCAGCGUCUGGAAAAUGAAAAGAGCCAAGGCAUACACAGUGUUAGUCCCACAGACAAGUUUGUCUUUACUGGAAUAGGAGCCACACCCCCUGCAGAUAGAACAAGAGUGCAUAUAGCUAUAGAGGAGCAAAGAGAAUCAGCAAACGUGUCUACAGCUCAAAAGAGAUCACUAAGCAAAGGUGAAGCUAAGACCUUGACUGUGAGGAAACCCUUAUUUAAGUACUGUUACCAGUGCGGCCGUUCAGCGUGGGUGGUGUUGACGCCCUGUAGCCGCUGCCACGAAGUGUUCUACUGCAGUAAGACAUGUAAGCUGAAGGCCUGGAAUGAACGCCAUAAAGAAGAGUGUGUCCGCGUGCCAGGAAGUGGACGUCCUGAGGGUAGUCAUAUGUCUGGUGACCAGCGGUGCCUUCUUUCAAGCAAAAGCUCCAGGAAAAGCAACGAUCUGAAUUUCAAAUUGGAUAAACCAAACUCAAGCAAGGCAGCAUCAUACACCUUCACACAUCAGUAUCACCCUCAAGAAAAUUACAGUUUUAUUUGAUUGUGUAGGUGAAAGAAAGACUCAACACAACACAACAGAAGUGGGGAGAUUUUCAUUGUUACGAUGAACUUUUGGAUUUUAACCCAAGCCUGGGUCUUGCUGAUCUUGCACCCUUCUUCCAACACACCUGACUCUAACAUUCAGUUCCUCCUAAAAGUAUUGAUUAACAGGGAUCAGGGUGUUAAAUUAUGUUGGAGUUAAACUUCAGUUAUUUCAUGUCAUUUUGCGUUUGAUUCCUUUUUUUUGUAAUACGCAUCCAUUGUAUUCACAGACUCAUCAGUAACUGACCAAAAAAUAUUGAUCACUUUCCCCAUGAGCUAUUGACAUUUAAACAUAGUAGUACAAUUUAUCAAAAAUGUCCUACGCUUAGAAUUACGCAAGGUAGUUUAGGUGAUAUAACUCCUGUCAAGCAGAAUAAAAAGCAGUAGUCAACAUGAUCUAAUAGCGGAUCAUAGCUUUCUCUGUUAAUGCAGAAAAGAUGGUGACACUUUAUCAAAAAGAGUGUGAUUGUGUCUCAUUCAUUUAGCAUCCAUUCAUUUCCAUACAGUUCUAAUCAUGACAUGAGAGAUUCAUUCUUGACCUACUUAUUUCAGUUCAGUUAAACUGUACAUUUCUAUUUCACAAACUAUUUCAGCCUCUUCAGUGAUCCACACACACACACACAUUUACCCACAUGGCCCUCUUGUUCUGUAGGUAUCCAGAAAUAUCACACAUUACUGUGCUACUAAACAGAUCCUGGUGAAAAUAAACAAACAGCUUUACACCCACGUUGACAGAUAUUUAUUGUUUUUAAUUCACGUCAACCAGCAACAGGAGCUUAAAGUAGAAUGACAGUACAGGAUCCAAUGACAGUCUGAUCCAAUGAAGCAGGACAACUGAAUUUAGUUGAUUUUAUCUUACCUAAUCAUUUCAUAUUCUGGGACUGUUUGAUCUUUCCUUAAAUGCAUGUCCAUGCAUCCAAACAUGUAGAUCUUCUUUUUUUACCUCUUUUUUUUUAUUUGUGAAGUGCUGGAAAAAGGAAGUUGUUUAUAAAUUAGCAUUGUAAAAUAAAAUGAAGCACAGACUCA
Molecule: messenger RNA, 4526 nt
Organism: Pangasianodon hypophthalmus (striped catfish)
Lineage: Eukaryota; Metazoa; Chordata; Actinopteri; Siluriformes; Pangasiidae
Gene: ankmy1
Product: ankyrin repeat and MYND domain containing 1
Exons: 19
Coding region: 343-3459 (1038 amino acids)
Molecular function (GO): protein binding
Source: RefSeq, a predicted model, not a curated record